GAUAUGAUAAAAAGUUUUUAAACGCCAACAAAUUCCACAACUUUUCAUAAAAAUAGUUCAGAAUUAAGAUUUAAUUCUUAAUACUAUUACUGUUAGCAUAUAUAUAAUGAAUAUCUAUACAAAGACACUAAUUUAUGAUGGAACAAUAUAAUUUUUACACCAGAUUGGUUCAAGUUAACAGACUCCAUUCAGUGUUUAAACAUAAUCAGCCAUGCAAUUUGAUUGAUCAUGUUGAACUCAAACGACACAUAACAUGAUCAACAAUGUAUUACAUUCAGUUAUGGUUUGUUUCGUCGUAUGAUUGGUUUUUAACAACAUGUCUUCGACGAAUAAACAUGAUUCUGAUAAAGAUGAUGAAAUUGAGCAAUGUAGAGUCGUCCCGGAUGAAAAGUACAAAAAAUGGAAUAGUCACAUUGGUGGUGGUAAUAAAUUUGCAAGACGAGCUCGUUCGUUUAAAGAAGAUUUAUUUGAUAUUAUAUCAUCAGCAAUGCGAUCGCCUAGUCAUAGUGCCAUCAGCUCCAGAAGUGGUUCUCCAAAAAAUGGUUUGCCAAAGCAAAGACAUGCUUCAUCUGGAAGUAGUCCUAAGCGGUCCCUUAAUGAUAUCGACUUUAAUGUUAGACAAGUUCAGAUAGCCUUAAGACAUUUCCUUGACGUAGUAACAAAGAAUAAAUUAGAAAUGUUGCCUGGAAAUGGUACAGUAGUUUUAGAAACUGUAACAACAAUUUGUGGGGUAUUUAAAUCAUACGAUAUUAAUGAGCAAAGUUCAUUGGUUGUAUCUGCUUUAAAUCAAGUAUACCAAAGUGUAGCAAAACUGAUUAAGCUAUGUGAUGAUGUUCUCAUAUUUGGAGAAAAAGCAAUCAAUACAGAUAAUGUAUCAGAUAUACUGCGUUUAGUUGAGCUUGCUAUUCAGAACUUGGUAUCAUUAACUAAUGACAAACUUAACCAUGGUGUACUUAAAACUGUGUACAAAGAUGAGGAUUCAUUGAAACUUCCUGAUGAACUUAAGCAAAGAGUUUCUUUACCAGAUAUACCAUUAACACCGAGAGAAAGAGAAAUAUUAGAACAAACGAGUAAUCAUUCCUUUGAUACGGUUGACUGUAAUCCUCCUUCAAAGCCACCUUUACCUGAUCGAACAUGGUUAAAAAAGAUUGACCAAAAUAAUUCUCCUCCUCCUUUACCACCAAAACGUCGUACUGGACAUAAUAACACCAAGCAUGCUGUAUACAACUUAUCUUUAGAGCCAUUAAGCCUUUCUGAUAGGUCUUCCUCAAUUGGUUCACUAGAUUCAAUUUUAAAUGAUGAUGAAGUUAACAUUGCUAUGUCCAAUGAUGAUAGUUCUUUUUUAACUAAUGAUGCCAAUCAUGUAUGUGGCUAUUGUAACUGUUCUUCCAGUUCUGCUUCAGUGGAUCAAGGCAAUGAAAAACGGAUAUCUCCUUUUUCUGAGUAUCCACCUCAACAUACCAUGGUUGAAAAGAAAACUGCAUUUAUUCAUCAGGCAUCUAAUCAAGUUUGGACACAUUCUAAAUCCACAACAAUACAUCAAAUCACUAAUAGAACUGUAGUAUCAAACGAAAUUAAUUGUUUAACAUCAAAGGAAGAAAUUCCACCACCAGUGCCAGAAAAAAAACGAGUGGUCAGACAAAGGCUAAGGUCGACUUAUGACAAUUUAUCUAUGGAUGAAAUGGCCACACAAUAUAACUUCCAUAGAAAUAAUAGUCAUUGUAGUAUUCAAGCGUUAACACAUACUGCAUCACUUGAUAAUCCUACAGUUGAUCCUUCAAAUCCACCACCUUUACCAUUAAAAAAGAAACAUAUGUUUCAUUCGGUGGCAUAUUCUGUAAUGGCAUACAUGGAAAUGUUUGGCAAUUGUACGCAUGGGAAUACUACGGAAUUUCUGCGCCAUUCUGUUCAUACCUACACAAUGCUUCAUCAAAGUAAUUGGCAUUCACCUCAAAAGUAUCAGAGUGAAAUCCAAAGUUACAGUGUUGAAAAUUCUUGUCAACAAUAUUAUUUUACCAAUGAUUCUGAUCCACCAGCAUUACCGCCCAAACGAGGUAAAAUAAUGACAUCUCCUUAUAGAGAACUGACGCCACCUAAUUCUCCGAAUAAAGUAUAUAUAACAGAAGUUGUAUCGACUCCUAUACAAACUCAGUGUUUAGAAAUUCAGGAUGUUACACCGAGUACUAUUGAACAACCUCUACAAACUGAUAUUAGUGAAGUUAACAUUAUGGAAGAAUUAAAUGUAUCCCAAUGGCUAUUAUUUAAAAAACCAGAAGAAGAUGGACCACUUGUUCGUGGUGGACAUGCAGAUGCUCUAGUAGUUCAUGCAACAAACGCAGUUAAAAAUGAUUUUAUGUAUCAAGAAGCAUUUUUAACAACAUAUAGAACAUUUAUUUCACCUUUAGAAUUAAUACAAAAACUAUGCAUGCGACACCAAAGAUUCCAAAAUUCAGGUGAUUUAAAUAGGCAAAGAGCUGGCCGAGAAUCAUUUUCUCUAUUAGUUAGAGUAGUUAGUGAUUUAACUUUAACAGACUUAGAUAAUGAAGUGCUGCAAAUUCUCAUGGAAUUUGUGUAUCAACUAUUAUGUGCUGGAGAUUUAACCAUGGCAAAAGCACUUAGAGUUAAACUUUUGGAAAGGUAUCAGGCAAAAAUGGUACAUAAUACUUCAAUUAAUGCUCUAUUACCAUCUCAAAAUAUAUACACUCGUCAAGCUACCUUAUUAGACUAUAAAACAGAACUUAUUGCUGAACAAAUGACAAUGUUGGAUUCAGAACUAUUCAUGAAAAUUGAGAUACCUGAAGUUUUAAUUUGGGUCAAGGAACAAAAUGAAGAACGUAGUCCAAAUCUCACAGAAUUUACAGAACAUUUUAACAAAAUGUCAUACUGGGCAAGGUCGCGCAUAUUAGAACAAAAUGAAGCUAAAGAACGUGAACGUUAUGUUUUAAAGUUUAUCAAAAUAAUGAAAAGUUUAAGAAAAAUGAACAAUUUUAAUUCAUAUUUAGCUCUUUUAUCUGCUUUAGAUAGUGCACCAAUAAGACGUCUAGAAUGGCAAAAAUAUAUUACCGAAGGAUUAAAAGAAUACUGUGCACUAAUUGAUAGUUCAUCAAGUUUUAGAGCUUAUAGACAAGCUUUAGCUGACACAAAUCCUCCUUGCAUCCCUUACAUAGGAUUAGUAUUACAAGAUUUAACAUUUGUACACAUCGGCAACAAUGAUUAUAUAUCAGAUAAUAUAAUAAAUUUUUCCAAAAGAUGGCAACAGUUUAAUAUUGUUGAAAAUAUGAAGAGAUUUAAAAAAGGAUGCUACAAUUUCAAGAAACAUGAUCAUAUCAUUGCGUUCUUUAACAAUUUUGAUGAGUUUCUAUGUGAAGAAGCCAUGUGGCAAAUUAGUGAAAGCAUUAAGCCUAGAGGAAGUAAAAAAACUACAUAAAAGUAUAUUUAAAAAAAGAAAUUAUUUUAAAUGUAUACAGCAUUUUAUUUCAAAACAGUUUGUGAGAAAACUGUUGUUUUGCAAUGAUUUUAAGGGUUUGUUCAAAUGAAAACAUAAUAUUCCUGGGUAGUAAAAAUUUUUUAUAGAUUAUUACAUUUUCUAAUAACACCUUUAUUUAUUUAACCAUUCAAUUGGAAAGUAACAGACAGUACCUUAAAAAUUUAAUUUUUUUUUAAAUGUUUUGUAGCUCACAAAUAAUUUGUCAUAAAAUAAUAUAUUAAUAUUUUAUUGCUCCAACUUUCUCAUAAUAUAGCUCACAAUGUACAUCAUAAAAUAUACAAUGAUUAAGAGGACGUCAUACCUGAAUGUGUUGUCUCCAUCUUACACACAUAUUAUGACAGAUAAAACAAAUUUAUGUAGUCUGAGUAGAACUUGCUCAAUUCUGGUUUUAGAGCAGCAGUUCUCAACCUGUGGUAAAUGGCAAGCUCAUAGGUGGUACGUGAAGAAAAUCUACCUUUAUAAAAAACAUAUAUGUAUACAUUAUUAAGAACCAAAAAAAAAAGCAAAAAAAUAGUCAGGUAGUACAUAAAAAUUUUCAAACUGUGUUAGUGAUAAGCAAAUACAAAAAGGUUGAGAAUCGCUGUUCUAGAGUAAAUAUACCUUUAAUAAAAUUGAAUUGUGACAAUAUUUCUAAGAGCAAGAUGCUGCGUUUUCCCAUUUUCAAUACAACGUUCAUUAUAUCGUUUAGAAAUAGUGAAAAUGUCAACAUUUUUAAAUGACCUUUAACUUUUCAAAAUUUAAAUUUUUUUUAAAAAAAUGCAGCACCUUACCCCCAAAAAUAUUGCUACAAUUCAAUUUUAUAAUAAGUAUACUUCAGAAUCAAAAUUAAGCGAGUUGAUGUCAUACGUGUGUAAGACAAAGACAUCAUAUAAUGUGAGUAUGAUGUUCUAUUAACAAAAAUUGAAAUGUAUUCUAAUUUUUCACAACUAUAAAUUUCAACAUCCACUAAGAAUUCAUGAUUUACUUUUGUUGACUUUCAAUUAAAUUUAAUAUAUAAAUGUUAAUACUUAACAUUUUAAUGCAAGGAUAACACAAUUGGUUUUUUUUUAAUCUUUUAUGAGCACUUCCAAUUUUUAAUGUAAACUCUAUAUUCAUCUAUACACCACUUUGAAUUAUGUUAUCAUACUUCAUGAUUAAUCAUUGCUUUCAUUUUUGGAAAAAUAACAACACACACGACUUGUGUUUUAGUGAGUAAGUGAAACAAGCCCUCAUACAUCCAAUCUGCUUUUAAUAUAACUAUAUUUUUGGUAAAUUUAGAAUAGCUCAUUCGUCUGAGUAUUUAUACUUGUAUUAUUAUUAAAAUUAGAUCAAAUUUUAAAACUAAUAAUUUACAAGGUCUUAAAUAAGAUAGAUUUUAGUAAAUAUCUAGUCAUUUUUCUAACAAAACUUUAUUUUAUUAAGCAAUGUUUUCUAGUUGAAAUUUUAUACAUAUUUAUUUUUAAUUAUAAAUAUUAUUAUUAAACAUUCUUAUUUUUUAUUUAUAUGUAGUAAAGUUGAUUGAUUAUUUUUAUUUUAUUCGAAAAUAUUGAAUAAAUUAAAUCUUAAAUGUGUAUUAUUAAGUACACUAAAUCUAUUUUCAACAUUAUACUAUCAUUUAUAUAUGCAGUUGACAUUAAUUUACUAAAUUCUAAGUUACUAUUUCUUAUUUAUUUUUUAAUUUUUUUAAUACAGUUUAAAUCGGGGAUCUUUAAUCUUUUUAGAAAGACACCCUUGAUCUAGACUAUAACACACUGAUUAAACUGACCACUAUAUUAUAUACAUUUUAAACAGUAUUUUGAAUUUUUUAUUCUUCAUAUUUGUCAUUACUUGUUCCUAGAGAUCUGAUAACAUAUAAAAUAAUAAUUAUUAUUUAUUUGUAUGGCUAUAAAAUAAUAUCCUUAUGUAACAAAUGGAAUGUAUGUAGAUACAUUAUGUUCUGAAACAGAAUACAUUAUAAAUUAAUUACCUACCAAAACAAAUUGUCAACAUUUUAUUUGUGGUGCCAACAAGUGAAUUGUUUUGAAAACUAAUGAAUGUAGAAUGUCUACAGAAUAUUAUCACUAUCAUUAGAGAACAUAAGAAAACAAAUUAUUGUAUUAUAAAAACAAAUGUAACAAAUCAAAAGCAUUCUGGACAAAUAGUUUUAUUAUUUUUUCAAUUCUUGUUUAUUAAGUUCAUAAACAUAAUAAACUCAAUAUCAUUGUAACGUGUAAUAUCAUUGUGAUUUUUGAUUGAUAUAGUAACAAUAACAGAUCAAUGAAUAAGCUUAUAUUAGUUAUACUACUUACACCAAAAUUAUAUAGUAGCUUAAGAAACUGAUCAAAGUAUAUAAUAUAAGUUUAAUAAACUAUUUAUUAGCUUAAGAAACUGAUCAGCGUAUAUAAGUAAUAAAUUAUAUAGAAGCUUAAGAAACAGAUCGAAGUAUUUAAUACAUAAGGUAUAAAUUAUAUGUUUUAUUUUACGUUUAUAUUUAUAAAAUAUUAUUUAGUUAAAACUAAAACUAAAAAAUGUCAAUUGUUGAGGAUAAAUGAUUUAUUAACAUUAAAUAAUAUUUACUUCUUUGAGAUAACCUCAAUAUUUACCCGAUGAAAAUAUGAUAGCAUUGAAGAAUUUUAGUUCCUAUUUAUUUUAUUUUUUAUUUUUUUAAUAAAAUGACUAUUUAUUAUAAUAAUAUAUAGUACUAAAAUAUAAUUGAAUAUAUAUUAUAUUUGUUUAAGAAGCUGAUAAAUACUACAAUUUAUUGUAUAAAAACUGUAAAUCAAAAUAUUUAUGUAUAUUUAUAGACAUAAUAGACCUAGAAGAAAGAAUGAGAUAAUUAUCUUAAUUAAUUACCUAUUAUUUAUUUAUACGACUAUUGUAUAAUAAAUAAUCAAGAUUGAGUAAAAUUUGUUCAUAUUAUGUCAUAGUAUAAAAUGUAUUAAAUUUAAAAAAGUUAUAGUAAAAAGAUUAUUAGUCAGACAACAUAAAUUAUUUUAAAUUAUAUUUAUAAAACGUUGCAUAGCAUAGAUUAAAAAAUGUAUGUAUUAGAUAUAAAAUACUAAAAUACUAUAUAUUCACCAUUAAAUGCUUUACCAUAAAAAUUAACAUGAUUUAUUAAUGGUGAUAUUGUAUAUGUACGUAUUCCUUUAAUGCAUUUGGGUUAUAGUAUAACAUAUAAGAAAAUGUGUACUUUUCUAAAACUAAUUAAAUUUUUUUAUUUAUUUUAUUAUUUUUGCUAAAAUGCUUUUAGUAUUAAUUUCAGCAUUAUUGAACAAUAAACGUUUGUUAAAACAACAUACAUUUAGAAACAUUGCUAUGCAUCAUCUUGUGGUCCUAAUCAAUUAUUCAAAAUGGCAUAUCUUAUAUUUUAAUAUAUUGUCACACAUUUGUAUUGUUUGUUAUUGAUCAUAUCAUUAAAAUAAGACAAAUGAAUACAUUUUACUUAAUUAUAAAUUAAUUCCUCACCCAUGUCAUCUCUUCAUUAAAUUAUAAAAUUUAAAUAUGUAUUAAUGAUGUGAUCUAUAUUGCUAAUAGAAAAAUUUUAAUUUUUAAUAAUUUUUUUUAUGUGUCCUAAAUGUCCAAAUGUAGAAUUAUUGAAUUUUACUUUUUUCAUUAUUAUUGUAAAAAGUUAUGUACAAUAUACAUUUUAAGUCGAUGUACACCAUUAGCUAUUACGUAAAUUAUACUAUAUUAUGUAUUAAAUUUAUGAUUAUAUUAAAUAGCAAAAAAUGUAUUUAAUUUUAUUGAUUUGACCGGCCUUUACAUAAUUUAUGUAGCAGUAUUAAGACAACUUAAUAUUUCAAAUGCAAUUUUUUAAAAUGUAGCUAAAUAUACAAAAAAAUAUCAAAAACAUGUAUAUUUAUUCUUUGUUAAAAUAAAUUGUAUAGUAUUAUGUUUGUAACUUGUUUUUUUUUUUUUAAAAAAAGUGUUAUAGGUAUGCAGUAUUUAUUUGAAUUAGAAUAUUUAGUAGAAGCUAUUUGUUUAUACAAACUCAAAAAGAGAACUCUUCAACGUUUUUGUUUUUUUGACAUAGUAACAUAUUAUCCUGAUAUUUUGUAGUUGAUCAAUUUACAAAAUAAAGAAGUUAUGUUAUAAAAAUA
Messenger RNA from Aphis gossypii (cotton aphid), 7545 nucleotides. It is a transcript of the gene C3G, whose product is annotated as rap guanine nucleotide exchange factor 1. Gene Ontology annotation, cellular component: plasma membrane. The record is from RefSeq and is a predicted model, not a curated record. Gene Ontology annotation, biological process: positive regulation of GTPase activity; Ras protein signal transduction. Bases 317 to 3427 code for a protein of 1036 amino acids. Lineage: Eukaryota; Metazoa; Arthropoda; Insecta; Hemiptera; Aphididae. Gene Ontology annotation, molecular function: guanyl-nucleotide exchange factor activity. The transcript has 18 exons.